CAGUGAAGGAGUGGCUGGCCCAGGAAGCACAGGUGCAAACAACUUGCCUGUGAUUCCCACCUGACCAGAAGAGGGUGGACUCUGGUUCCACCCUCCCAAGAUCAUUUAAGGGCUGGUCUCCAAAAGAAAAGCAUCUCCUGGAUGGCUGCUUCUUGAGGAGUGUUCCACAGCCAGAUCCUCAUCACCAGUUGGGAGCUCAAGAUUUAUGAUCACCAUACUAGCAGAACUACUCUUCCUCCCAAGUAAAGCUUCAAGAAUGGAAUGAAGGGCAUACUGCGAAUAAGAAAUGAUUCAUGGGAUUUCCCUUCAUCGCUAUUAAUUGUAUAGCAAACAGCAGUUUGCCUUCAGCCUGAUUGCACUUGCAACGUAGCUCAGUGUCCACAGCAGCACACAUUUGGUCUGUGCGAAAGAGACAGAUCUGCGAUGGAGUAGAAAGAUGGAGUGUCUCUUCAGCCUAGCAAUAAAGGAGAAGCCAUGGACACCUCUUUUCUUGAUCUGAAAAAGCUCCCGCUCACCCAGUGGAGGAUCGCAGUCAGGCUGUGUAGGUUCCCUUUACAGGGCCAUUGCAAGGAGAGAAAAAAGAAUAAACAGUGAUUCUUUUGCGGUACCUUGAAAGCCAACUCUGGACUUCAGUCUGCAGCUAUAAAACAAGCUAUGCAAGACCACUUGCUGGGGAUUCAGAUGUGAGCUGUGGACAAAGAGCUUCAUCAUGGAAGGAGGAGGAUCCUAGCUGUUCUUGGUGGGAGAGAUGGUGCUGUCUGCUCAAGAGGAAUUAUUCUCUCUCAGUUGAUAUCUCCUUAAAACCAGCCAGUGGCUUCAACUUUACCAGCUUCUAGAGAAGGCAAAAGGACAGUCAAAUGGAAAUCACCAUGGGGUACUUGUGAAACCAAGCUAACAGAUCAGAACAUUUGUGAGCACUGAUGUCAAGUGAGAAAGAUAAGAAGAUGCAAAAAUGAUGUGAUGUCUUAGCAGAGCAGCCUCAGACUGUAGAGAUCUUUCAUUUGAAGAAUGAACAGUGGAAACAAAAUAAACGCUUACUUUACCAUAAUUGACCAAAUUUACUGACCAAAUUAGCAGAGAAACAGAUGAGAAAGCAGCCUUUUUGUGCACUGUGCAUCUGCCACAGGCCAGCUGGCAGGACAGCAUCUAUCGGAAAAGCAGCACAAAGAAUAGAGCUGGCUCCAACUCUGGCUGGAAUAAACUGCAUGCAUGAGGACCAGAGCAUCUCUGUAAGUGCCCCAGCAUCAUCAACUGAUGGCAGCACAGCUCUGGGAAUAAACAGACUUGAGCUAAUGGCAGGAAUCGACAGGGGAAACGUGAAACAGCAGCCAAAGCAAAGAGAUGGAAAAAGGGAUCCACAACCCAGUGAAUGCAGGUUCAGCGCCGCUUCUGUGCCACUCAUGCAUGCAGUUUCAUGGAAAGAUAUAGCAUCCGAUGUCUUUCUAGAAAGCAUAAAGAAAGCAAGACCAGGACAACAGCCUUGUCCUUUCCAAGAUGUGGACACUUUUCUCCUGCAACUGAAGAUCAGCAGCAGGGCCGGUUUCAGCGGAUCACCACACUUGGAGAAAUACAUUCUCCAUUUCAACAGUCCUUCGACUUUGGCAAACAGAUACUGGCAGUUUCUGUGCUACCUCUCUGCUAGGUCAUCUCAUCUCAUAGACAAAAGCAGCUGCAGCCCCCUGACUCCUAUCACAGAGCCACGCUUUCAACUCAGGAAAGUCCAUCCACCUACAGUGCUGCUACAGUGACUCUACUUUUUGCCCAUUGUUAUCAUCAAGCAUGAUGGUAACGGCUACUUUUUAACAUUUUAAGAUAACAUUGCUUUGCUGAUUGUUCCAAUAUCCCCUAACAAUGAAAUAUAGUAAUACAAAAGUUAACUAAGGUAUAAACAUGCAAAAGGAGAAGUCUCCCUGCGAUCAUAAAAUGAUGUUAUUUUCUGUUCAGCAGUUCAUGUUACUGCUGUUCAUGCUAAUUAAUUAAAGGAGCUGUUGCUGUAAUGUGCAAACAGGGAAUCUGAGAAACUGAGAGGGCUUUUAGGUCUCGGAGUGAAGUUAAGUCAAUCUGGGCGCGGGCAAUCAAAUGUAAUGAAAUCACUUGUCAGUGCUAAGCUUGCAAAAACUGUGAAGUUUGACUAGGGAGUAAAAGGAUUAUAAUUAGAUUUCCAAUAGGAUAAUAACUAAAUGGCAGAAAGCAGUAAAGAGAAAAUAUUACUUUGUUAGCUAAUGGUGCUGCUGUUCGGUUUUAGUUUUUAUCAGCACACUUGUAGUUGUACUAAUUUAAUUUGCUUUUAUCAGCAAAAAUGCACUACUCGAAUGGUACUUGAAUGUCAUUUACAAAAAACAUUGAUCUGAAGGUGCACUUAAUGACACCCAGUAUGUUUAUUUUAUGUGAAACGGAGAUUGGUUGAUAAAAUGGUUGAUGCACCAUCUUCCUGGCCCAAGAGUGAGUUAUGGAAGGAAGAGCAGAAGGUAUCAGCGCCUGCAUCGCCCGCUCCUGCACCACUCAGCUACGCAGGGGCUGCCAGACUACAGCAACUAUUUCUUUUCCACCUGUCAGCUGAAGGGCCCCUCUCAGGUUAAGCUGUGCUGGACCAGAAGCUCAGGGCUAUGGAGGACAGAGCUGCAGGCUGUGAAGUCUGAAAAAGUUUUUGUCUUGUCAGCACAAAAUUUCAGUUGAAUUAAUACACAAAGCAUAGGGAAAACGAGCCUACUAAACGGAAGAGAUUUAUAACGCAUAUCAGAACCUCAGAAAAUGAACAGCUUGUGUUAAUAAAAUCAUUUUAAGAAAUGAGCAUAAAAUAUGAUAUGACUUAAUCACUGCGCAGUAUUUUUGCAAUUUUCCUUUAAACUGUCUUAAGGAGAUACUGGCAGUGAAACUAAUUGAAUUUCAAAGGAAAGGCAGUGUGCGAAUGAUAGAUUUCUGUCCAGCAGAGCUAUUGACAGCAGAAAAAGAAAGGUCUGCAUUGACACUAAGGCUUUUUUCUGUGCGCUAGAGAGAGAUUCUGGAUGCUUGGAAACA
Coturnix japonica (Japanese quail) is the source of this 3018-nucleotide messenger RNA. The record is from RefSeq and is a predicted model, not a curated record. NCBI's taxonomy places the organism in Eukaryota, Metazoa, Chordata, Aves, Galliformes, Phasianidae.